GGGCGGGGCGAGGGCGGGGCGGGGCCGGGGCGGGCCGAGGCGGUGCCGCGCCAACCAAAACAACGGCACGCCCCGGCAGCCCUUGCGCCCGCUCCCCGCCGCCACCGUCACUACCCGGCGGGUCCCGCUCGGGGCGUGAGGCGGGUGCUGAGACCCGCCGCCGCCGCCAUGAAGCUCCGCGUGCGGCUGCAGAAACGAACGGCGCCGCUGGAAGUGGAGGGGGCGGAGCCAACGUUGGGGGAGCUGCGCGCGCAACUGCGCCGGGCCCUGCUGCCCGCCUGGGGGUACAGUUCUGAUACUGAGUUUUUAAUAACACUGAACAGAAAAGAUGCUCUCACAGAAGAUGAGAAGACCUUAGCUUCAUAUGGGAUUGUUUCUGGUGAUUUGAUAUGCUUACUGCUAGAAGAAGCAGAUGGGCAACCCAGCCUACCACCUCCUCCUCCUCCUCCCCCACUUCAGAAUGGUCAUGAGCCAUCCACCUUGAUCCCAAACAAAAGUCAGGCCAACAGUCCAAAAGAAGAAGGGCAGAAUGAGCAAUCUGACAACCAGAAAGCUCAGGUGGAAGUUCAAAAGAGUGAUGAGAGGGCAGGAUCCAGCCUAGAAUUUCCUUCGGGAUUAGUUCCAGAAGAUAUUGACCUGGAAGAAGGUACAGGUUCCUAUCCCUCUGAACCCAUGCUGUGCAGUGAAGCUGCUGAUGGUGAAAUACCACAUUCCUUAGAGAUGCUCUACCUUUCGGCUGAGUGUACGAGUGCCACGGAUGCCUUGAUCGUUCUAGUACAUCUUCUCAUGAUGGAGACAGGCUAUGUACCUCAGGGAACAGAAGCCAAGGCAGUGUCUAUGCCGGAGAAAUGGAGAGGAAAUGGUGUUUACAAGCUACAGUACACGCAUCCCCUUUGUGAAGAAGGUUCUGCUGGUUUGACUUGUGUGCCUUUGGGAGAUCUUGUUGCUAUUAAUGCAACGUUAAAAAUCAACAAAGAGAUUAAAGGUGUUAAGAGAAUACAGCUGUUGCCAGCGUCCUUCGUUAGCUUUCAGGACCCAGAAAAGGUUGCAGGUGUUUACAAAGACCUUCAGAAAUUAUCCCGCCUCUUUAAAGACCAGCUGGUUUACUCUCUUCUGGCUGCUGCCCGACAAGCUCUGAACUUGCCAGAUGUGUUUGGGUUAGUGGUCCUUCCCCUUGAGCUCAAGCUUCGGAUUUUCAGACUUUUGGAUGUCCGUUCACUCAUCUCUCUCUCCGCUGUUUGCCGUGAUCUUUACACAGCUUCAAAUGACCAGCUUCUAUGGAGGUUUAUGUAUCUGCGAGAUUUCCGAGAUCCUAUUGCAAGGCCUCGUGACACAGACUGGAAAGAACUAUACAAGAAGAAGCUGAAACAGAAGAAGGAGGCCCUGAGAUGGAGGCACAUGAUGUUUCUGCCCCCUACACCUCAUCCAAUCCCCUUUCAUCCCAACCCAUUCUAUCCUAAUCCUUUUCCUCCCAACCCAUUUCCAUCAAACCCCAUCUAUCCUCCAAUGAUCAUUGGUGGAGAAUAUGAUGAGAGACCAACUCUGCCCUAUGUUGGAGACCCAAUUAACUCACUCAUUCCUGGCCCAGGAGAAGCACCAGGUCAGUUUCCUCCAUUUAGACCACAUUUUGACCCAAUUGGUUCCUUGCCAGGAGCAAACCCUACACUUCCAGGACGAGCUGGUCCCAGUGAAAGGUUUUCACCCAGACCCAGCCGGGGCCGCCCCAUGGACAUCCGCCGUGCAUUCAUUUGAUUGCUGCUUUUUCCUUCAGUGAGUUUUCUAGUCCCUGAGCUUGCUUCCUAACUGCAGGAGAUUGCAAAUCCCAGGCACUAACAUCUGCCUUCUCUUCAAAUUGUGUCAAGAACAUGUGUGCGUGGUAAUGUUUCAACCACAAAGGCUGGGUUUGUUUUAUGCUCUGGUGGUACUGUACCACCUGGCACUAAGGUCUAUUUCAUGAAGAGCUAUGAUUUAGAACAGUUUAUUUUGCUUCCCUGCCCGCAACCCUCUCCUUUAAUCAUCUGUGAAGUGCUAUUUAGACCAGAAAGAUACUGGCCAAAUAUUUGCUGCAUCAGAUAAAGAGCACUUUAAAUACAAACCCUACACUUGUCUGUCUUAUUUGAAAAGUUUUAUUAAAUUGCCAGGAAAAAUGAUGUUCUUUCAAAGCUACCUGGCCAAUAAUCUUUAUGAAAAAAAAAAUACCAUGUUCCACAUAGAACAGGGUGCUACCACUGUUACAAUAGAUGUGAGUUUGUAGGAAUUUUCAAAGAUGAUAUUUCCUUUUUUCCUUUAAUGUUUUAUUAGGUAAAAAGCAUUUUUAUAUUGUUACUUAAUACACAAAGAAUACAGGGAAGGGAUUUUCUUUACAAUGGAAAUAGUAGAACACAGAUCGAUUUGUUUACAAACAACUGAGUAAAGUCAUGCUACAGUGCAACUCAGAAGUCUGAACAGAAGCCGAGCAAUUUUACAGAGAACCAGCAGCAAAACUUUUGUCUCUCUCCUUGGCUUUACAAAUAAGGAGCUGUAGUACAUGGCUGCGUUUAUUGUGUGCUAACUAAAACUGGUGCAAAAAUAAAUCUUUCCUCCUGCCUAACUUACUUAAGGUAUUAAAUAGGUUGACCUGGUUGCAGUGGAAAUGGGAUCACAGCAGAAGCAGAAUGAAUUCUCAUGUUACUGCAGUAAAUUUCAUUUUAUUCCGUUACUUAAGUAUCAAAAUAUAUCUUGCCAAGAUGAAAUGUGUUGUAGCAUGUUAUGAGCACCUUUCAAGUGUUGUCUUACUAACUAAUGAACAACUAACAAGACCACUGUUAAAGUCUGCUGAUGAGAUAUGCGGGCUCAUGCUGGAGCUCAAUUAAAGGAAGACUGGAAUGACAAACUUUUCAUUUCUUAAAUAUUUUUUUAAAGAUGGAUUGAUCUCAGUGUUUCUGUAAGUGUAAAUGGUACUGAUGAUUGUUGUGACAGCUGAUACUAUUUUCUAAAAUCUUUCUGAAAUUCCAACAGUGGAGAUGGAAUGACAUUUCCUAUUAAAUACAAGCUAUUUAAUCAGUAA
Molecule: messenger RNA, 3046 nt
Organism: Phalacrocorax carbo (great cormorant)
Lineage: Eukaryota; Metazoa; Chordata; Aves; Suliformes; Phalacrocoracidae
Source: RefSeq, a predicted model, not a curated record